Leguminivora glycinivorella is the source of this 1104-nucleotide messenger RNA. RefSeq lists its product as uncharacterized. The transcript is spliced from 5 exons. Gene Ontology annotation, biological process: regulation of apoptotic process. Bases 135 to 860 code for a protein of 241 amino acids. NCBI's taxonomy places the organism in Eukaryota, Metazoa, Arthropoda, Insecta, Lepidoptera, Tortricidae. The record is from RefSeq and is a predicted model, not a curated record.
AAUAUGUGUCAGGGUCGUGUCAGCCUCAAGGUCACCACUGUUUCUACAGCAACCCGACUCCAUACCUGACAUUUCGUACCCCCGCAUCGGGUCCUACAGUCGUGUGUGAGAAAAAUUGUGUUUUCCGUGCCAAAAUGGAUCUGGUGCCACCUUUUACUGUUCAAGCUGCAUGCAGCGUCCAACCCCUAGAAGACUACGAUGGCCCUCGCGCACCCCUACUCCGCCAAGUUUCCCUGGACGAGGAACGCCGUGACGACUGCCAGGGACACUGGAGGGGGUCUCACCUCUUGGGAGAGGAGGAGGAGAAAGGCAUAAGGCUGUUCCGGGCCUUGCUGCUCCAGCAUCUGAGGCUUGAGGAGUUGAGGCCGCCGCCGUGUAUUGUGGCGAGUGCCAGGCCUGAUCCUAGGGGCUGGUGGAUGUACUGGAGGGACUGGCGAGCACUCGAACGAGCUAUUAAGAGGUUCAGAAACACGAAGGCAAGAGGUCGGCUGGCUGAGAGAGCUGAAGAUAUCCCCCUUCUCUGUCUAGAUGAGGUGGCCUUUGAAGACAUCAUGCAGGAGCUUUGCCAGGCCUGUGCCCACGUGGAGCAGCGAGCGCUGGUGGUACUAGCGUUCCUCUGCGAAGUAUGCGCUCGCGCCGUGAGGAUCGGCGGAUGGUGCCGCGCCACCGACUGGGCUGCGACACAUGUAGCACAGUAUGCCACGCCAUGGGCUAUCAGGCAUGGUGGAUGGAGUAACGUUGUUGAAAAAGCCGGCGGUGUUCGUCGUGAAGAGAGCACUCUUCUAGCCGGUGCAGCAGUGGCAGCGCUUCUAGCAUUCCUUCUCUUCUGCCGCACACGUCUCCGACAUUCCAUCCUCUAAACAUCAGCACACGCACACUUGGAUCUCGCUCACCGCAUUGGCGGUUAGAUUGCCAAUCACAGCAAUCGUAGCGUUCUAUUGGUUAACGGUUACUAAGCGAUUGGGGCGCUUUGUGACCCGUUCCAAUUUCAAAUUUUGAAGGCACGAUUUGUAAUGACAAGGUCUGCAGUCUGGUUGAAAUGGCUUGUCAGUAAAUGAUACGGCUUGUUUUUGGAGCUUUAGAAGGUGUGGUACAGUAAGUACU